Messenger RNA from Cylindrotheca closterium, 2361 nucleotides. NCBI's taxonomy places the organism in Eukaryota, Bacillariophyta, Bacillariophyceae, Bacillariales, Bacillariaceae. The record is from the annotation of a GenBank genome assembly.
AUGGCUGUCCUUCCUGUAGCCCACGGAAACCUGUGUUUUAUGCUUUAUCAAAUGGCAGACAAUGACUUGGAAUUUUACAUUCGUCAAGAUCUGGAAGAAUAUAACAAUUCUCCAAUGAUUCAAGACAUUACCACCAACACCUGGGUGUACUUUGAUCAUCGAAACUUUGACACGACUCCGGUGGAGGAAGAGAUUGCUGAAAACCUCCCCUUUGUCUACGACAGUCAAGGAAAUUCGUUGAGCAGUGCCAAACCAGAUGGCUCCUUUUAUUAUCGUUACGAUCAUGCUCUUGGGCUUUUAGUGGUCGAUUCCGAUCUGGGAGAACUCAACUCGGAUGUUCCCCAAACCGUUUAUGACUUUGCCACCAAAGCUCUGGCCGACUGCAAGGCAUCUGGUUCUACGGAAUACUUUAUUGCCUUUUCGUCUCACGGAACUGGCUUUGAAGGGUUUGGAGGGGAUGAGAAUACGAGACGACGAAAACUAGAAGGUGUCCAAACCAACAAUGACAUUGUAUCGGCACUUCAAAUGGCCCUAGAUGACAAUGGAAUUGACAAGUUUGAUGUGAUUGGAUUUGAUGCUUGUCUCAUGAUGGCAUAUGGUGCUCUCGAUGAUUACACGUCGAUAUCAAGGUAUUUUAUUGCUAGUGAAGAAGUGGAACCAGGACACGGAUGGUCAUACUCUAGUUUGACAGCGCAACCAGCGUUGGAUACGGCACAAUCCAUUGUCAACAGCUAUAUCAACGACAUGCAAGGCGAUGAGCACCAAACACCAAAGACAUUGGCCAUUGCAGACAUGGUCAAGUACGAAGCUUUUUCGGCAGCAUGGAAUAGUAUUUCAAAAGAAAUCAAGGACUUGAUGGGGUCCAAUGAUGCGGAAGUGGGAAUUGCCUUUAGCCGUGCUCGCGCCACUGUCUACAAUUUUGCUAGCUCCUAUGACGAGGAUGAUGCCAAGGAUAAGGCAGCUGUGGACAUGUUCGGUCUGAUCACUGCUUUUGAACGACUGUGCCGACCUAAUUCAGGAAGUAAUGUUGCCACACUUUUGAGCAACGUCAAGAUUGCCUACGCGGACAUGUUUGUAGACCGACAAACUGGACCCAAUACCCCAACGUCCUUGACGGGAAUGCACGUUUUCUUUCCCAGUCGGGCUCGGUACUCUUCCAUGGACUUUGAUUGGGACCAGCUUUUGUUCAACGACGCUGUCACCGCAACUACCUCUGCCCCUGAAUGGCUGAAUCUUAUGAAGGCAUAUUACUCGUUUUCUACUCCUGCAGCUGGUGGAAGUACCGUCUGUGGCACUUCGACUGGAACCACUGAUACUCCUUCUGGUUCUGCCUUACUGAUAGAUUCCACACUGUCUGGCUCUCCGGCUAGCGGAAUGGACUACAAGGCUACCGUUGCUCGCUCGGUGGAUACAAUCUUUGUCGAAUACGGUAUGAACUUGACACCACUGUUAAGUGCAAGGAGACGCAAUCGUCGUUUGGGACGAGACGGUGUUGUUGGUCGCCACCAUCAAACCCAGCAUGCGGAACAUCCUAGAUACAUGGCACGCCGUGCAAACCGAAAUCGUAAGCUACAAACUUCGGACGAUUUCGUUUACUUCUUUUCUGGAGACAUUGUUGGCUCUUUCUCUGGCUCCGAAUACUUUGCCAACUGGGAUGGUAGCUUCUUUGCAGUCGGCAAUUCUGCCGACGGGUAUAAGGACAUUUAUGUCUUUGACUAUGGAGAAGGAUUGAAGGAAUUCCCUGUCAUGUACUUCCCCCCCAGCAAACCAGUCACGGGAGACGAUGUCGUUGCUAUGAACACCUAUGCUGAUGCCGAAGCGGCAGGCGCUACCUAUGGAUAUGUGUCUUUCAGCGAAAAUAACUUGGUCAAUGGAAGGAUUACCGCUGGUAUUGGACUGUACACCGUCUCUGUUAGUGGUGAUACCUUCAGCGAGCUUCCUCGUUCCCGAGGAGGCCAAAUUGUGCCUAUCAAUUUUGUGGACGCCUCGUUGGAUGGAGAAGACUACGAGUACUUUCUUGGCGGAUUCUUUGGCGACAACAUCAUCGAAUGGAAUGCAAACUCGGUAGUUGAAAUUAAUUUGAUCCGUGGCCUCGAUUACAAGAACCAACAACAAGGUGAAUCCUUCACUUUUGAUGUUGUUGCAACCGACGAUGACACUGGCACUACCACUGUUGUCUUGUUUGAAGUGGACGACGAUGGGACAAUUCUUGACAACUCGACUUUUACAGAGGAAGGUAAUGCUAAUACUGGCGGCGGUAGCGGCGGCGGUGGUGGCGGCUCAGGCUCAGGCUCUGGUGCUCGUCACCUUGGUGUCACACUCGCCGCCUCUUUUGUCGGUUUGCUGAUUGCUCUAUUGUAA